GCUGUCUCUGCUCCCCUCAGCCUAGGUGCAGAGGACAACAUAGUCGUUCAGGUGUGUGGAUACCACAGUCCAGUAGGAAAGGCUUUAAAAUCCUUAAAAUCGUUUUCUUAAAAACGGCCAAAUGGCUGCAGUGAACCAGGAUGUGGUGGAGAAGUUUUUGGACAGCAAUCCGGCCUUCGCUAAGGAAUACUAUGACAGUCAUUUCAGAGCCCAGGUCAUCUCAAACAUGCUGUCCACCUCUAAGAACACAAACGUGGACACCACCAAUUAUCAUAACCUGAGCUCCACGGAGGAGAGCGAGAUGGUUUUCGACAUGGUGAGGGACCUGCAGGAGAACCUGCAGAUGGAGAAGGCCGUGUUCAACCUCAUGCGCCACCUGUGCUUCGUCAUGCGUGCAGACCGCAUGAGCCUCUUCAUGUACAGGCAGAGGAACGGCACAGCUGAGCUGGCCACUCGCAUCUUUAAUGUCAGCAAGGAUGCCACUCUGGAAGACUGCCUGGUGCCUCCAGACAGUGAAAUUGUUUACCCACUGGACACAGGCAUUGUGGGCCAUGUGGCCAGUGUCAAGAAGAUGGUUAAUGUCCCUGACGUGACCCAGAGCCAACACUUCAGUGACUUUGUGGACACACUGACUGAGUAUCAGACCAAGAGUGUUCUGGGCACUCCUAUCAUGAACGGUAAGGAUGUGGUGGCUGUUCUCAUGGCAGUGAACAAGAUUGAUGGUCCGAGUUUCAACGCGAACGAUGAGGAGGUGCUGCAGAAAUUUCUAAACUUUGCCAACCUGGUUCUCCGAGUGUUUCAUCUCAGCUACCUGCACAACUGUGAAACCAGAAAAGGACAGGUCUUGCUGUGGUCUGCCAGCAAAGUGUUUGAGGAGCUGACGGACAUUGAGAGACAGUUCCACAAGGCCCUCUACACAGUGCGAGCCUUCCUCAACUGUGACCGCUACUCCGUGGGGCUUCUGGACAUGACCAAAACUAAAGAGUUCUUUGACCUUUGGCCAGUCCUGAUGGGUGAAGUGCCUCCAUACGCAGGCCCAAGGACCCCCGACGGCAGAGAAAUUAUCUUCUACAAAGUGAUUGAUUACAUACUGCAUGGAAAAGAAGACAUUAAAGUUAUACCGAGUCCUCCUGCUGAUCACUGGGCUUUGGUCAGUGGACUGCCCACCUACGUGGCUGAAAAUGGCCUGAUCUGUAACAUAAUGAACGCUGCAGAAGACGAAUACUUUGAGUUUCAAAAAGAACCCCUGGACGUCACAGGCUGGACCAUAAAAAACGUUCUCUCCAUGCCCAUCGUCAACAAAAAAGAGGAGAUUGUUGGUGUGGCGACGUUUUAUAACAGGAAAGAUGGGAAGCCUUUCGAUGAAAUGGACGAAACACUCAUGGAGUCUCUUACACAGUUCCUGGGCUGGUCAGUGCUCAACCCAGACACCUACGAAAAGAUGAACAAGCUGGAGAAUCGAAAAGACAUCUUUCAGGACAUGGUCCUCUAUCAUGUCAAGUGCAGGAAGGAUGAGAUCCAGAACAUCUUGAAUACACGUGAGGUGUAUGGAAAGGAGCCAGACGAAUGCGACGAAGAAGAACUAGAAGCGAUUCUGGCCGAGACACUCAUAGACUCAGAGCAGUCAGAAAUCUUUGAGUUUCAUUUCUGUGAUUUUGAGCACUCGGAGAUGGACCUGGUGAAAUGUGGCAUUUCGAUGUACUAUGAGCUGGGAGUGGUGGACAAGUUUCACAUUCCUCGUGAGGCACUGGUGAGGUUCGUAUACUCACUCAGUAAAGGCUACCGAAGGAUCACCUACCACAACUGGAGACAUGGCUUUAAUGUGGGGCAGACCAUGUUCACGUUGCUCAUGACAGGUGACCUGAAGCGCUACUACACCGACCUGGAGGCUAUGGCCAUGCUCACAGCUGGACUCUGCCACGAUAUCGACCACCGUGGGACCAACAACCUCUACCAGAUGAAGUCUGGGAAUCCAUUGGCAAAGCUACAUGGCUCCUCCAUCCUCGAGAGGCACCAUCUGGAGUUUGGCAAAACUCUACUGAGAGAUGACGCUUUGAACAUCUACCAGAAUCUCAAUCGCCGGCAGCAUGAACUCGUGAUCCAUUUGAUGGACAUAGCUAUCAUAGCUACAGACUUGGCCUUGUAUUUCAAGAAAAGGGCCAUGUUUCAGAAGAUUGUGGAUCAAUCAAAAACCUAUGAGAGCUGGGACGACUGGACCAAAUAUAUGAUGCUGGAGACGACCAGGAAAGAGAUUGUCAUGGCGAUGAUGAUGACCGCCUGUGAUUUGUCUGCUAUUGCCAAGCCCUGGGAGAUCCAGAGUAAGGUGGCACUGUCUGUGGCUGCGGAGUUCUGGGAGCAAGGUGACCUGGAGAGGACCGUGCUGGAGCAGCAGCCCAUUCCCAUGAUGGACAGGAACAAGGCAGCUGACCUGCCCAAACUGCAGUGCGGUUUCAUCGAUUUCGUCUGCGCCUUUGUGUACAAGGAGUUCUCUCGCUUCCAUGUGGAGAUCACACCCAUGCUGGAGAGACUGCUGAACAACAGGAAAGAGUGGAACGCUCUGAAAGAAGAGCACGAGGCCAAACUGGCUAUGCUUGAAGAGGCCAAGAAGGCCAAGGAGGAGGCGGCUAGUGCAAAUUCAGUUGCCCAGCCAGCAAGCGGCGGUGCCCCGGCCUCCCAGUCCAAGACCUGCGUGCUCAGCUAGAUCUCCACUGGUCCAGUGCAGAAGCAUUCCAUAUGCAUAUUUAUGGAAAUGUGCUCAUUCAUAUUCAAGUCAGAUUUAAUUUAAUUGCACAUCUAGGCAUUCAAAACUUCUCAUUAGAUUAGAAGUUGUGUAAGAUAUCAAACCAGUGUUUAAUGUGCGUGAAAUGGACUGUUCGGUUUUAGACACUGAUAACACGCUGAUGUAUUGAACAUUAGUUUAUUAAUGUUUAAAAUUUAAAGGAUAUUUAUAUAAAUGAGUAUAAAUACAGUACUGUGUGAAAAUCUCAUUAAGCACAAUUUAUUUAUUUUUUUAGCAGAAAGAUAUUUUACAGAACAUUAAACUCAAGCUGAGGCAGUAUGUGUGUCCAUCUUUUACCUUUUUUUAAGUUUAGACUUCCAUCCACAGAUCCUCAAACAUAUUCAAUAAUGUUGAGGUCUGGAUUUCAGAGAGGUCAGUCCAAAGUCAGUCUAGUUGUUGUCUUCUCACAAAGAGAAAGAUGGGCAGAAAUUAUAGUAUUUUUUGGUCUUUAUUCUUCUUUAUGCAAGUUGAUUAUCAUCUAUUUAACCACAGUAGAAAGAUUUGCUAAAAUUAUUAGCUUGAAAUGGCUAUUUUGAGUGGAAAUUAAAUAAAUAAAGGUUUAUAACUUUGGCACAGCACUGUUCUUUGUAUGUAUAUAUAUAUAUAUAUUUUUUUUCUCUCUAUAUUGUAUACACAGUUUGAAAAUAGAAGAGUGUAGUCAGUAGAAAUUAUGCACUAUUGCUUCAAAUAAAAUCUUGCUACAUUAACUUA
Astyanax mexicanus (Mexican tetra) is the source of this 3490-nucleotide messenger RNA. RefSeq names its product phosphodiesterase 6A, cGMP-specific, rod, alpha (gene pde6a). Gene Ontology annotation, biological process: signal transduction. NCBI's taxonomy places the organism in Eukaryota, Metazoa, Chordata, Actinopteri, Characiformes, Acestrorhamphidae. The record is from RefSeq and is a predicted model, not a curated record. The transcript has 22 exons. The coding region runs from base 122 to 2701 and encodes 859 amino acids. Gene Ontology annotation, molecular function: protein binding; 3',5'-cyclic-nucleotide phosphodiesterase activity.